Messenger RNA from Gadus macrocephalus (Pacific cod), 3269 nucleotides. It is a transcript of the gene zglp1, whose product is annotated as zinc finger GATA like protein 1. The record is from RefSeq and is a predicted model, not a curated record. The coding region runs from base 282 to 2120 and encodes 612 amino acids. Gene Ontology annotation, biological process: spermatogenesis; regulation of transcription by RNA polymerase II; oocyte development. The transcript has 7 exons. NCBI's taxonomy places the organism in Eukaryota, Metazoa, Chordata, Actinopteri, Gadiformes, Gadidae. Gene Ontology annotation, cellular component: nucleus. Gene Ontology annotation, molecular function: zinc ion binding; sequence-specific DNA binding.
UUAUGCCCUUACCUUGGGGAACCAGAGCUGCUCUAUUAACCACUCAUUUAUUCGUCAGCCGCGGACGCAAUUAAAGUAAACGAAUAGCACCUGUGUGACCUAUAGUCCCAAACGCCCAAAGAGAAAUGGCAGUUGUCGCUAUUUUCAAAUUAGUAAUCUAGCAUAACUCAAUUUAGGCCUACUUGUAAUCCAAACAAUUGAUAAUCAGAUAUUGGGAUCUAGGGCUCAGUUGUUCAUCAAAGGUGAUCGAACGAUCUGGGGAUCAAAAACACAAGACGAACAUGAGCACAACGGUAGAUCUACAGUCUGUGUCUACCCAAAACAAUAACAAGACUAAUGACACAACGGAUCCUGAGGACCAAUCAGCCACCCAACCCAUAAUCCUUCAAUUCCUUCAAGAGGCCUCCAAACUCGCUGCCCCAAGCCACAGAAAUCUAGGUGGCUCAACCUUUGGCCCGGUUACCAGCGACCGAAAGGAUGCUCACCCUUCCAAUAAUUGUUUGGACGCAUAUCCUCAACACAGCUGGGCCCAAACGUUUUCCUAUGAUGGGGAAGAGAACAGUGGCAUGUAUAUGAUUACAACUCACAUUGGGCCCGACCUGCAGGGCAGCAACCCCUGGGAGGUGAUGAGCCUGAUCAAUCUGCAGUGUGAGAAGCUUCUACACCACAGAGGGCAAGGAGAAUCAGACUGCACUUCGACCUCUUUCUCUUCCACUUAUUCGAAUUCCAUAGCUUACCCAUCUCCCUCGGAGUCUGACGAAUCGUUGCGAGGGCAGGGGAUUCUGGAAUGUUCCUCUCGUGCUGAUGUUCAACAUGAGGACCUUCUGUUUUUCACCAGCAGAGGAGGCGAGAGCUCUUGUGACACCCCCCCUAUGGACUGUGACCUGGGUGAAAGUUCCAGCGAGAGCCUCAAUAAAUGUCCACUGCAGCAGUGUACGGCAAACGCAAACACGAGCAUCCUCACUGAAACUCAGCCCUAUGACGGCAGGCCGCUUCCUGUGGAUGAAAACAAUAGCUUGCAUCCCCAGCCUGCCCACAAAGCUUCAAUGGAGGUCAAGUUGAGUGUCGCCACAGGGUCAGAAGGGGAUAUGUCAGGGUCCGAGGAGAGGUCUGCUGAGUUGGGUCCCCGAAGCGGGACCUCUGAGGCUUGGCCACAAACGCAUCUCUCGCUAACAACUGAUGAUGCUUGCGGAUAUAUGGCCGAACAGCCAGCCUAUGAAUCAGACAAGGUGGUUUGUUUAGGACACAAAUAUUUCAAUGCAGUGGAUCUAUUGACCACUGACACCACUGUAGCCCUCGACGUCAAGUCCAACCUUCUUUUAACCUUUGACCCUCUGGAUAAUGCCGGCACAUGCACUUCGAUGCCCAAACCCCCUGUAUGGGCCGUUUUAAGAAAUGAAGAACUGUCCCAGAACAAAAGCCAAACAAUCGGCAAAACCCCGGUGACAGAAUGUAUAAAAUACCAUCUGGAUCAAAAUGCAAAGCAGCCCUCGAUUACCCAGCAGUCGUAUUUUACCUGGACGAGAGACUCUGAAUCUACAGACCCUCAACAAUGUAUAACUUCAUCUAAAGCAGCGGAGGACUUCCGUACCCCUGCAGGCUCCCAAAAGUGUACCAGCAUGGCGUCCGUAUGCAGGGCUAAUACACGCAGGAAACAGCCCCACCCCAACCGGAGCGCCGACGCCACAGACCCCGACUUCCAGGGUGUGAUGUUCCGCAUGCAGGGCGAGCUCGACCACAGUAGGGGGCAGUGUCGACUACUGGUCUUCUCCAAGUACAGGAUUUCCUCAUCACACAGAAGAAAACCAAGGCGGCGGACUCGGCCGUCCCUGAGCUCCCUCCGGACCAGCAGCUCAGAGGAGGACCUGGACCUGUCAACCAGCAGUUCCAAGAGCAAGGAGUGUGCGUCCUGCUGUACCAAGAAGACCCCAAUGUGGAGGGACGCGGAGGACGGGACUCCGCUCUGCAACGCCUGUGGCAUAAGGUAUAAGAAGUACAGAGUGCGAUGCGUCAACUGCUGGCACAUUCCUAGAAAAGAGGGCAACACCCACUCACGCUGCCUCAAGUGUGGAAACUCUGUACUGCAAACCUCAGCUCUGCAUAAACACCAUGCCUGCUAGGGCAUACACUGGGAAGUGGGCAAACAGGUGACACACACACACACACACACACACACACACACACUCACACUCACACACACUAUGUUUAUAUACAAUUAAAAUGCCUGGCUACAAAUAGUUAGAAUGGGAUGAGCGGUACAUCCUGCACACUUAAAGGCUUACUACUGGGAAGGAUUUAAUUGUAGGGAAUUGUAACCAUUUGCCUUUUAGACACACAAUAACAACGAUCCGGUACGAAUGGUUAUGUGUGUAUCGCAUCUAUUCAGAUCAGUUCAUCUUUUUUUCAUGCACAUGGUAUAAAGAGUUUCAUACAACUGUUUACCCCUUUAUGAACAUUUGUUUACAAAACAAGACCUCAAUUUAAUGUACAUGCUUGUCUACUGUAUUUUCAAUACAUGAUUGGUCUUAUAUGUGCAAACUAAUUGCUUUCAAUGGUACACAUUGUUGUUGUUGUUGCUGUUUUGAAAUAAUAUUUAUUUGUUGUUCUGUUUUUUUAUAUAAGUUUUUAUAUAUUAUUCUUUGGCUAAGAGGUGCACUUUUCUUGCUUAAUUCUAAACUAUUUAAAAAAGUUCUGCAAAAGUGUGCAUUAAAAUCUGUGAUGAAAAAGGCUGCUUCUACCUUCUCAAUUGUUUGGAAUAUUAUAAAAAAAUCGUGUUUUGUCAGCGAUAUGAGCUGCUUCUUCGGAUGAAAAGUUUCCCCCUAAAGUUGCAUUGUAAACGUCUUUAUUGUAAACGGGAGAAUUAUCCUCUUGAAUAAAGCCUUCUCCAGAGACACUGCACCCGUAGCCCGUGUGCUCCCCGACAAUAAUACGCAGAGCUCCAAUGAAAAAUAUGCAUUUUAACAGAAUUGCGUGAAAUAAAAUGUGUGGCAGUAUCCUUUGCUGUGUAAGGCAUAAGAGGAUAUAAUGUUUUGUUGGCUGUAUUUUAGGAGGACUUUAUUUAAACAGUGGGGCAGGUUUUUACCAGUUGUAUUUGUUUGAGAGUCACAGACCACCCAGUAAACGAGAGCCAUAAUGGACCAAUGAGCAGAGCCCAGCCGCCUCCAUAAGGGCACACUUAAUGGAUAUUUUCCUAUUGGCUUUGUAAUUGAAUUAAUGUCAAUAAAAAUGAAAGAUUACGAUCUCCAUAGCUUUUAAAGGGUCCGAUUUAA